Molecule: messenger RNA, 933 nt
Organism: Solanum tuberosum (potato)
Lineage: Eukaryota; Viridiplantae; Streptophyta; Magnoliopsida; Solanales; Solanaceae
Product: flavonoid 3'-monooxygenase-like
Exons: 2
Coding region: 1-933 (310 amino acids)
Molecular function (GO): iron ion binding; heme binding; oxidoreductase activity, acting on paired donors, with incorporation or reduction of molecular oxygen
Source: RefSeq, a predicted model, not a curated record
AUGUCUCUCAAAUUCUUCAAACCCCUUUUUGAUUCUUCCCCAUGGCUCCUUCAACAACUCAAUGUUGAGCAAAAGGCUGUAUUUUUCUCCUUUUUUCUUAUUUUUUUAGCCUUACUUUGGGGUUUCAUCAGUAACUCAAACAAGGGAUUGCCACCAGGGCCUAAAGCUUUGCCCUUGAUAGGUAAUCUCCAUUCUCUUGAACCUGAACUUCAUACCUAUUUUGCAUCUCUUUCACAAACUUAUGGCCCCAUUUGUAGACUCUGGUUUGGUAAAAAAGUUGGGAUUAUUAUUACUUCACCAGCCUUAGCUCGCGAGGUUCUUAAGGAUAAAGAUACCAUUUUUGCUAACAGAGAUGUGACUGCUGCUGGAAGAGAAUUUUCAUAUGGUGUCAAUGACAUACUUUGGACUCCUUAUGGACCGAAAUGGCGAAUGUUGAGGAAGGCAGGAUCGCCUGUGAAUGUUGGUGAACAGAUGUUCUUGACUGUGCUUAAUGUGAUUACAAGCAUGUUAUGGGGUGGCACAGUGAAGGGUGAGGAAAGAGCUAGCCUUGGAGCUGAAUUUAGGCAUGUUGUGACUGAGAUAGCUGCACUGUGCAGUAUUCCCAAUCUUUCCGAUUUUUACCCGGGCUUGGCCUGGUUUGAUUUCCAGGGUAUUACAAAGAAGAUGAAGGUGUUGGCAAAGAGAUUUGAUGAGAUAUUUGAGAGCAUAAUUGAUCAAAAACAAAAAUUGGACAGAAAUGGUGUUGGCCAAGAAAGCAAAGACUUUUUGCAAGUUUUGCUGAAGUUGAAAGAUGAAGCAGAUGUCAAAAUACCUCUAACCAUGACUGAAAUCAAAGCCUUACUUAUGGUAUGUUUAUCAGUUGUGCAUUCUACUAAAUUUGCUUUUUCCAAAAAGAAAUCUUCCUCUCCCCAGUUAUCACUGCAUUAUUAUUGA